CACCUCAUUCAUUUCCUCAUAUGGUCUCCUUGGAAAUAUCAAAUUGUCGCAAGUGCACAUUAUUACCUCCAUUGGGGCAAUUGCCAUCACUCGAAACUCUUUUGAUCUCUGGCAUGGAUAGCGUGAAGAGUGUUGGUUCUGAAUUUUGCGGCAAUAAUUGUGCACAAUGUUUUAGAUCCUUAAAGACUUUACGUUUUGAGAACAUGAAGGAGUGGGAGAAAUGGAGUCCUUAUGAAGAGUUCCCAAAUCUACGUAAGCUUUUCCUUUAUAGCUGUCCGAAGCUAUUAGGGAAGUUACCAAACAACAUUCCUUUACCAAAGUAUGCUGAUAUAUAUAAUUGUGCGCAGUUGAAGGUUUCACUUUCAUACUUUCCAGAUAAAUGCACACUUAAUACUGAGAGAUCCAGUGGGGUGGUGUGUGGAAACAAGGUUACAUUCAAAUCAAGAACAUUCUACACUUCACUUUCAGCAAUUUCAGAUCAAGGGGUUGAUAUGGAAGGGCUGGCAGAGUUAGAAAAUUUAAGUAUUGAAAACUGUGAGGAGCUGACGACUUUGUGGUCAGACAAGGUGGGAUCACUGCCACAUGAUCUCCCAUUUCUGCAUCAUCUCAAUAUUUAUAAUUGUCCCAAACUAGUCUCUUUGGUGGAAGAAGAAGUUGAUCAAGAACGUCUCCAACUCAAAAUCACAUCUAUUAGUAUCAAGGAUUGCAUAGCCUUGGAAUCUUUACCCAAGGCAUUGAUGUACAACAACACGUGUCUUCAGUCUAUUGAAAUCAUUAACUGUGAUUCGCUAAUGCAUUUUGCAAGAAGCCAUCUGCCUCCAACUUUAAAGAAGCUACGUAUAAGUGUGUGCAAGAGUAUGAGGAAUUUGGUGGAGGAUGAUGAUAAUGAUACAAACAACAACAAUAGUUGCAGUAGUGGCAUCACAUCUCUUCUUGAGGACUUGAGCAUUAGCAAUUGUCCAUCCCUUGAAUUCUUAACAUCAAGCGGAGAAUUACCUACCACACUUCAACGCCUCGAAAUUUUCAAUUGUCCGAAGCUGGAGUCAGUAGCGAAGAGUUUUCAUCAUAACUCAUUUCUGACAAGAAUCUACAUCUACAAUUGUGAAAAUCUUCAAUUGUUUAAUGGUGGAGAGUUGCUCCUCCCUUCCAACCUGAGACAGCUUUAUAUAUCUAAAUGUGAGAAGGUUUUGUCAUUUCCCAAAGAAGGUUUUCCCACAAACCUAACGGUACUUGUGAUCUCUCAUCUUAAAAUCACUGAAGCCUUGUUCGAUUGGGAGUUGGACAACCUCACUUCUCUUAAUGAACUUCGUAUUGUUGGAUGUCAGCAUCUGGUGUCCUUUCCAGAGAUGACAUUGCCUUCCUCUCUAACAAUCCUCGGCAUCUAUGAAUUUUCGAAUCUGGAAUGCUUGUCUUCCGAGGGCUUAAGAAAACUCACCUCCCUUAAAAUACUCCAGAUUUCUGACUGCGAGAAGCUCACGUAUUUUCCAGAGGAUGGGCUGCCUCCCUCACUCCUAGAGCUUAUAAUCUAUUGUUGCCAAAAGUUGAGGUUCUUUCCAAAGAAUGACCUACCUCCCUCACUCCGAGUACUUGAUAUCUAUAAAUGUCCUCUGCUCGAAGAACUUUACAAGAAAGGUCAGGGAGGAGCGUGGCGCAGGAUAGCUGACAUCCCUUUUGUUGGAAGUAAUGGCAAAUACAUUUAUGGCACAGAAACGGAGGAAUAAAUCCAAAUGUACUUUGAAUGUUGAAUGGUUGCGCUGAAGAGAUCCCAUCACUCCUAUUGCUUGGCCACCAAAUCUGGUUGAUCAUCGAUUGCAUGACAUGGGUAAAGAUGAAGAAGGGGAAGGAGUUCUACCAAUGUAAUAUCCUUAGGAACGAACUAAAUUGUGAUGGUUCAAAAGACUGAUGCAUGCUGUUGCAACUUCCGACUGCUAUCUGAAAAAAGGAUGUGCAAGUUGACGGAGGCAAGAAGUUGUAAACCAAGCAGCGAUGGAUGCCAUUUCUCAUAGCAAAUAACUGGCUCUAAUUGCAGCAGCAAAUUGUUGGCAUGCCAAGUCUUUCUUCAUGUUUUGGAUCACCCAAUGCUGGUAAGAGCUGGCAAGGAGGUGCUUACAACGCUCUCUCUCUCUCUCUCUCUCUCUCUCUCUCUCUCUCUCUCUCUCUCUGUGUUCAUGUAAUUUGUCAUUAUUUUAUCUGAUUGUAAAUUUGUAAUGAAUCAAAAUAAUCCAAAGUGUGAAAUGAAGGUAGCUGCUUUGAAUUUCUGAACCA
Molecule: messenger RNA, 2265 nt
Organism: Juglans microcarpa x Juglans regia
Lineage: Eukaryota; Viridiplantae; Streptophyta; Magnoliopsida; Fagales; Juglandaceae
Product: putative disease resistance protein At3g14460
Exons: 4
Coding region: 21-1721 (566 amino acids)
Source: RefSeq, a predicted model, not a curated record